Manis pentadactyla (Chinese pangolin) is the source of this 1347-nucleotide messenger RNA. RefSeq names its product translin (gene TSN). Gene Ontology annotation, biological process: RNA metabolic process. Gene Ontology annotation, cellular component: cytoplasm; nucleus. The coding region runs from base 126 to 812 and encodes 228 amino acids. Lineage: Eukaryota; Metazoa; Chordata; Mammalia; Pholidota; Manidae. The record is from RefSeq and is a predicted model, not a curated record. The transcript has 6 exons. Gene Ontology annotation, molecular function: sequence-specific DNA binding; RNA binding; single-stranded DNA binding.
AGCGACGGCCGUAGCGUGGGGCCCGGAGGACGCGGCGGCGGCGUCACAACGGCCUGCUGGUUCCCGGCAGGGUGCGUCUCGCUUGCUCGGUGGCCGUAGGGGCUGGUCGUUGUGCGGCCGUCGCCAUGUCUGUGAGCGAGAUCUUCGUGGAGCUGCAGGGCUUCUUGGCCGCCGAGCAGGACAUCCGAGAGGAAAUCCGAAAAGUUGUACAGAGCUUAGAACAAACAGCUCGAGAGAUUUUAACGCUACUGCAAGGGGUCCAUCAGGGUGCUGGGUUUCAGGACAUUCCAAAAAGGUGUUUGAAAGCUCGAGAACAUUUUGGUACAGUAAAAACACACCUAACAUCUUUGAAGACCAAAUUCCCUGCUGAACAGUAUUACAGGUUUCACGAGCACUGGCGGUUUGUGCUGCAGCGUCUGGUUUUCUUGGCAGCGUUUGUUGUCUACUUGGAAUCAGAAACACUAGUGACUCGAGAAGCAGUUACAGAAAUUCUUGGCAUUGAGCCAGAUCGGGAGAAAGGAUUUCAUCUGGAUGUAGAAGAUUAUCUUUCAGGAGUUCUAAUUCUUGCUAGUGAACUGUCGAGGCUGUCCGUCAACAGUGUGACUGCUGGAGACUACUCGCGGCCCCUUCACAUCUCCACCUUCAUCAACGAGCUCGAUUCCGGUUUUCGCCUCCUUAAUCUCAAAAACGACUCCCUCAGGAAGCGCUACGAUGGCCUGAAGUACGACGUGAAGAAGGUUGAGGAGGUGGUCUAUGACCUCUCCAUCCGUGGCUUCAAUAAGGACACAGUGGCGGCCUGUGGAGAGAAGUAGGUGGCCCUUGGUGCUCCCAGCCGCCAACCCCCAGGACUCCCAGUGAGGGCGAGCGUGCCCUCACACUAACCAGGAUUGCUCUGUUGCUGCACACUGUGCUGUUUCUUGUGUGGUGUGAGUGUCAGAAUGGAAGCACUUCCUGGGGGUGAAAGAAUAGCCUUUACAAGGACAGCCGUUUCUUUGUUUUAGUGAAUUUGCUCUGGAAUGAGUGUAUUUCAGUUUUGUCAGAAAUCGUAAAUGUCAUUCCCUUGCUACCCUGAUGCUGUUGAUAUCCUGACUGAGAAGCUGUCCUGUGUGAUUCUCCCUGAAGUGACUGAUCCAUCCAUGCCCAGGGUAGCCUGGAUGUCCUCUGAAAACGGAUAAUUCAAAAGGAUGGGAGCCAAGCAGAGGACAGUUUAUUUUCCGUAUCUUAUUUUAAGCCUUGUGAAUAAAUGAGAUGUUGAAAUUUUUUGCAAGGGAGUUAACAGCUCCAGGUUCUCUGUCACUGCCAUCAAAGUAUAAAAGAUUAAAUUGCACAGUCAAAUUCAACAAACCA